AUGUUUCCUCAUUCCCAGUCGAAUCUAGGGUACCGUGUUCUCCGCGAGUCCCCUCGAUUCCUACUGUCCACUAGGCUUGCAUUUACCCCUAAACCUCGGACGCAGCUUCGAGUUGACGAGUCUUUCGCUGAGUUCUACCGCAAGAAUGAAUAUGAUGCGCCCCUCUCCUCUUCUACUAUCGAUCGCGACAGUCAGGGGAUUACUGUACCCCAGAGUCGUCUCAGAGUCUACAUCACCAGUUCCUCUCGGAUUUACAGCACCCCGUCGAAGACUCCUCCCAGGAGCGCCAAAGCGCACACCGCCAAGCAGCCCAACUCAGACACAGAUUACAAUCCCAAAGCCACCCGCCUCGCUGCUUUCUUUGCCCAGUACGCCCCCGAGUUCAAGUAUCAACCAUCGAACCCCGCAAAUCACGAGUUCCAUCGUUUGCAAAAGCUGAAGGGAUGGAAGAUCCCAAAGUCCUCGAAGGAGACCUCGAAGGAGGGUCAGGAGAAUCCGACCAAAAAGAAAAAGAAGAAGAAGACCAAAGGGGAGAAAGCAUAUAAAGCGUUUCAAGAUGCUCUCGUGAUGCAGUUUAACGAUACGGCGAUCGGGUUCGCCCCUAUACCGGACACCUUGAAACAUUGUCAGCAGGUUGUCGAACAGACAUUUGUAAAUCUCGUCGACCUCACGGAAAAAAGAGAACCCCUAAUCAAGUUCCGAACCGAACCAGAGCUCUCUUCUUACACACGGAAAACGCACCGAAUCUUUCCCAAGAAAAAUGCGUAUGCCCGUGGCUUGCUGCGUCAUCUACUUCGUAAGAUCGUCCGACCCGACCCAAAGCGCGGUAAAACGGCCAGACAUGCUGUAGCCAAAUUGAAAGGGGCGUCGUCAAAAGAACGAUGA
This is a messenger RNA of Coprinopsis cinerea okayama7#130, 885 nucleotides long. RefSeq lists its product as hypothetical. Bases 1 to 885 code for a protein of 294 amino acids. The transcript has 4 exons. NCBI's taxonomy places the organism in Eukaryota, Fungi, Basidiomycota, Agaricomycetes, Agaricales, Psathyrellaceae. The record is from RefSeq and is a predicted model, not a curated record.